Molecule: messenger RNA, 1024 nt
Organism: Fomitiporia mediterranea MF3/22
Lineage: Eukaryota; Fungi; Basidiomycota; Agaricomycetes; Hymenochaetales; Hymenochaetaceae
Exons: 3
Coding region: 376-957 (193 amino acids)
Source: RefSeq, a predicted model, not a curated record
UCACUCUUGGAAUGACUACACAAAUUCGGGAGUCGGAUAAGAUGGGAGUGGAUUCAAGCCAAGAUGGGUAUGCUUCCUUCCAACUUCGUUUCUUUCCGUCAGAGGGGCGUUUCAUGGCGUCAUCCAUGUACAUGAUAACUCCUCCAGCUCCCAUUGUACGUAUGUGUGCAUAUUAGAACCUUAAGGAACGCUGUCUCGAAAGCUCCAGUAAGGCGGGCGAAUCUUGUAUAAAGUCGUCCAACCCGAGACAUUACUCUUGGAGUGCACAUCCUUGCUUGCCUGAGCCCUGCUUCACCCUUUGUGCUCUCACAACAACGUACUUUCAUCUAACUAUAACACGAGUUCUUGAUCCGCCGUCAGUGUAACUGCAACAAAAUGGUUGGCCGUCAUUCAUACGUUCCACAUCGUCGAGCUCUUUAUGCACUCCUUUGGAUGAUAUCCGUCGCAGAGCUCGGUUUCACUGCCUACCGCAUCCACUAUACGCGCAAGAACUUCGGUACUCACGAAUCUAUCAUCGUCGAGUUACUCGUUGUCUCAAUUCUCACCAUCAUCUGGGCACCUCUAACACUCAUCUUCCAUCGUUCCGCUCCGAAUAGCACCGGUAGCACGUCCACAUCCCGCUCUGGUGGAUUGGGCUUCCUCCAUGGCGAAACGACAGGCAACUUCAUCAUCUGGGUAUUGUGGUUGGUCGGUGCAGCGAUCGCAACACAUAACUGGCCUACACGCGCAAUCGCCGGACCAGGCAAACAGGGCCGUAUUCUGAUUACGAUCGUUGCCCUCGCAUGGGUCGCAUUUAGUCUUUUGACACUUGCAAAGAUAGGUGCGAUGAUGGAGUAUAGUGCAAGGAACGCAAUUGGGGGAGGAGCUGGGUUUUCAAAUGGGUAUGGUAGGGAGAAGGCUGGACCUGGCAAUGUAGGUGCCAACGCUGGCAGAGCCACUCCAGCAACUACUGUCUAAGCGCUACUCAAAUAGGAUAAACAAGCUGAAAGUGUACUACCUAAUAAAAAUGCAGAUUUAUUGCCUC